AUGUGGCAACUUCUCGGCUGGACCUCCAAGACGGACACAGAGCCCCCUCGCAGCCUGCCAGCGUCAUGGUACCGCUCCGAAGCCAUGUACCAGCUCGAGCGUCGUGCCAUCUUCUCCAAGCGCUGGAUGCUGCUCACCCAUUCCACCCGCUUCUCCAAAGCAGGCGACUACCUCUCCUUCACCAUCGCCGACUUCUCCUUCUUCCUCGUCCGCGACCGCGACGGCGCCAUCAACGGCUUCCACAACAUCUGCCGCCACCGCGCAUACCCCGUCGUGCCCAACCGCGAGGGAACCACCUCAAUCCUCUCCUGCAAAUACCACGGAUGGUCCUACGGCCUCAAGGGGAACCUCUCCAAAGCGCCCCGCUUCGAAACGGUCCCCGACUUCGAUAAAUCCCAGCACUCCCUCCUCCCUGUCCAUGUCCACAUCGACCACGUUGGCUUCGUCUGGGUGAAUCUCCAAGCCGGGGACCCAGACGUGAAAUGGAAAGACGAGUUCCAGACGGUGGACAGCGAACCGCGAAUGCAGGGGUUCGACUUCUCGUCCGGCGGCUACAAAUUCGACCACACCUGGGAAAUGGAUGUGGAUUCGAACUGGAAGCUCCAAAUUGAGAAUUAUAAUGAGUGCUACCAUUGCGCUACCAGUCAUCCGCUUAUCAAGGGCGUCACUGAUAUCCCGCGGUACCGAGUCGAGCCGAGUUCUAACGCGAGAUAUAUGGAGCAUCAUAUUAUCAACAAGGGUGCUACGGAUCAGCAGUUCCAGCGCGCGAUUACGUAUUUCUUUCCGACGACUUCUGUGACUGUUACGUAUGUGCCUUGA
Messenger RNA from Aspergillus puulaauensis, 819 nucleotides. RefSeq lists its product as uncharacterized. The record is from RefSeq and is a predicted model, not a curated record. Bases 1 to 819 code for a protein of 272 amino acids. Gene Ontology annotation, molecular function: 2 iron, 2 sulfur cluster binding; iron ion binding. Lineage: Eukaryota; Fungi; Ascomycota; Eurotiomycetes; Eurotiales; Aspergillaceae. The transcript has a single exon.